Marchantia polymorpha subsp. ruderalis is the source of this 1127-nucleotide messenger RNA. The record is from the annotation of a GenBank genome assembly. NCBI's taxonomy places the organism in Eukaryota, Viridiplantae, Streptophyta, Marchantiopsida, Marchantiales, Marchantiaceae.
AUAUACCCUGACAAUUCAGAUAUGGGGACAUUCCUCUUCACAGCCAAAGAUCCCAUCUUUUACAGUCACCAUGCGAACGUGGACAGACUGUGGACAGUGUGGAAGAGUCUCAAGAUCGAUCCCUCUACUCGGGGAGGCUAUAGAAAGCGAGAGGAUCCGACUGAUCCUGAUUUCCUCAAUACGAAGUUCGCCUUCUAUAAUCACAAAAAGCAGCUCGUGCACGUGAAGAUCAGCCAAACUCUCGACACCUUACCUCUGCGGUACGAGUACGAGGAGAAGGAGUUCAAGAGCAGCGACGACGAUUGGAUCUAUUACAAGUUCAAGCCGUCCGUUUAUAAGCAGCCCAGUCCGGGAACGAUUGACGCGUUGGGGACGGAGACAGUUCUCAAGAAUGACAAGUCCGUAUCGGUCGCGCUCGCGCGGAUCGAGCCUACUCCGAGCCACGGACGGUCGGCGGAAGAACUUGAGGAAACUUUGGUUGUAAAAGGUGUGCAGGUGCCGAAGAACUCGUUCAUGCUGUACAAGGUGUUCAUCAACUUGCUCGAAGCCGGUGCCUUCACCCCGUUGGGAGUCCAUAAUUUUGUCGGUGUGAUCAGCCACAUUCCUCACAUGGAUAGCCAUGGUAUGGAACAUAAUCAGAAAAUUGACUUCCGACUGAGCAUAGGAGCUAGUCUGAAAGCCUUGGGAGUCAAAGAAUCGGAGCGAGUCUCUGUGACUUUUGUGCCCGGAGGCCACGAGGAGGAUGUUGAAUUUGACGGAGUGGUGGUAGAGUUCAACUGAGAAUCUCUCAAUCAGCUCGCACGUCUAAGAGUCUUCUCCGCUUUGUGUAUGCCAAGAGUGCAGUCAAAAUUGUGGUUUUUAACUUCAAUCUAUAGUCCUCGUCUUAUAUCAGGACUAGUAGCUUAAUGGACUCAACUUGGUCUUUUUCCUUUUCUUUUCACCCUGGGACAUCUCAUGAUUUGCUGAUAUGUCCCGAUGCAGAGUGUGGGAUUUUCGUUCAGAUUAAGAAGACUUGUGUUACCUCGCAUCUUAAGGACCAUCAUCAUGAGUCUAUUCCAGUCUCAUGUUGCCGCAAAUGUGUCUAGACUUUCUUAGAAGAUCCACUAUAUAACUAUUGUUCUCUUCUC